Molecule: messenger RNA, 565 nt
Organism: Electrophorus electricus (electric eel)
Lineage: Eukaryota; Metazoa; Chordata; Actinopteri; Gymnotiformes; Gymnotidae
Gene: bglapl
Product: bone gamma-carboxyglutamate (gla) protein, like
Biological process (GO): osteoblast differentiation; bone development; response to vitamin K
Cellular component (GO): extracellular region
Molecular function (GO): structural constituent of bone; calcium ion binding; hydroxyapatite binding
Source: RefSeq, a predicted model, not a curated record
GAAGACCAGGACAAGAAGAGUACCGAGCUCACAUCUCUGGAAGACCAAAAGAACGAACGAGAACGAAAAACAAAAGAUGAAGACCUUCACCAUCCUCAUCCUCUUCGCUUUGCUGUCUGCCUGCACACCCAAGCCAGGCCCCAUAGAGGACUUCUCUGAUCCCGAGUCAGCCCCAGCAGCCGACCCUGACCCUGACACCGAUUCCACUCCAACCUCCGACUCUUCUACAUCCGACUUGUCCUCUGCAUCCGACUCUGUGUAUGACUCCGCAUCCGAUUCUGCCUCAGAUUCCGAUUCAUCUUCCAAUUCCGCAUCCGAUUCCACUGAGUCCAACUCUGUCAGUGAUGAAGCUGCGCAUGCUGAUCAUGUGAUGAUGAAGAGGUCUCUAGCCACGUCUAUGCUGAAGAGACAUAGAAGAGCUGACACGCCUGUUGCAAACCUGACCCCAGUCCAGUUGGAGAGUUUGAGAGAGGUUUGUGAAGCUAACCUGGCCUGUGAGCACAUGUCGGAUACUGAUGGUAUAAUAGCGGCUUACACCGCAUACUACGGGAAAAUUCCAUUUUAA